This is a messenger RNA of Ceratosolen solmsi marchali, 1188 nucleotides long. RefSeq names its product forkhead domain 102C (gene fd102C). NCBI's taxonomy places the organism in Eukaryota, Metazoa, Arthropoda, Insecta, Hymenoptera, Agaonidae. The coding region runs from base 1 to 1188 and encodes 395 amino acids. The transcript has a single exon. The record is from RefSeq and is a predicted model, not a curated record. Gene Ontology annotation, molecular function: DNA-binding transcription factor activity, RNA polymerase II-specific; RNA polymerase II cis-regulatory region sequence-specific DNA binding. Gene Ontology annotation, biological process: anatomical structure morphogenesis; cell differentiation; regulation of transcription by RNA polymerase II.
AUGUGUAGCAACGAAAGCCCUCCGGCAUCGAAAGAACCACUUGCAGUCGGUCUGUCCGUCAGUAAUUCUAUGUCUGGUUUUUUACCUGGCCUCGAACACUACCGAUUACAACUAUAUCAUUACGCAAUGGCUGAACGCAUUCGAUUAGCUCAACAUUUACACCCUCAGCAUCCGCAGCAAACAACUAAUCAAUCACCUGUUGUAGGACAAGCAGGAACAGGUCAUCUUGGUAUAAACUCAGGUUUUCCAACACCGUUACCCCUUUACCCUGUGGGAGCUGGAUAUUCACGUGGACUAGCAUUUUCUAUGGCUUUAUUACAACCACAUCACCAGCAAAUUCCUGAAGAACCAAAGCCCCAGCACAGUUAUAUCGGUCUUAUUGCUAUGGCCAUUCUCUCUUCACCAGAAAAGAAACUUGUGCUCUCUGAUAUUUAUCAACAUAUCCUUGAGCAUUAUCCUUACUUUCGGCGCCGUGGACCUGGUUGGCGAAACUCAAUUCGACAUAAUCUUUCACUUAAUGAUUGUUUUGUCAAGUCAGGUAGAAGCGCUAAUGGUAAGGGUCACUACUGGGCUAUACAUCCAGCGAAUCUAGAGGAUUUUAGACGCGGAGAUUUUCGAAGACGUAAGGCCCAACGCAAAGUCCGUCGGCACAUGGGUUUGGCAGUGGAUGAGGAACCAGAAAGUCCUAGUCCACCUCCGUUACCUUCUACUCCACCAUCAGUGAGCUUACGAGGACCACCACUAGUAAACCAUUCAAUACCUGUAAUAUGGAGCCCACAACAUCAGCAACAAGUACAUGAAUCGCAUCAAACAUUCACUACACAAACACUUCGACAUGCAUCACUCCAACCUUCAAGGAAGCGUCAGUUUGACGUGGCUUCACUUCUCGCUCCUGACGAUCAGCAUAUACAAACGAGUCUUCAUCCUAUUAAAUCUAGCAGGCUCAGUUGCAGUGAAGAUGAGCAGGAGCAGGAUGACGAAGAUGUAGAAGUAGAAAUAGAUGUUGUAGCUGACUCAGAAAGAUCUACAGUAGGUGCUUGUCCACAAACUAUGGAUAGUCAGUGUAAAUGGAAGAAUUCGUCAUUGAAUGCGGAAAACCAGCAAUUUUCGCCAGUGCAUUUACAUAACCAUUUACAUAUACGGAAUUACUAUUUACCAACUAACACAAGUACUAGUUCGAGUGUUUAA